UGAUCGCCGCUUUCUUUAUCUGAUAUCGUGAUUGUAUUUCAUUCGUCCUUCGUUAUUUUAUCUCCCCUCAAUCUUGUCCAGCCAUGCCCAAACUCAACCUUCGCUCCACUGCCGUGAAGCGCAUCAUGCAAGAGGCUGCAGAACUCGCAGCCGCCGACGUCGACGACGACGGCUUCGUCGCCGCCCCCUUGGAGGAUGAUAUAUUCGAAUGGCAUUGUACGAUGCGUGGAGUGCCGGACAGUGAAUAUGACGGUGGUCUCUAUCAUUUUCGCAUAGUCCUUCCUCCCUCUUAUCCCAUGAGUGCACCCGAUAUUAUUUUAUUGACUCCCAACGGGCGCUUUGAGCUUGGCAAAAAGAUUUGUAUCGAUGGCCUUACCAGCUUUCACGCUGGUUCAUGGCAACCAGCAUGGGGUGUUCGUACAGCCAUUGUAGGUCUUCGGUCGUUUUGGAUGCAAUCUGGCGAGGCUCUUUCUGCUAUCGGUGCUCUCGACCAUUCGAAAGAGGAAAGGAAGCGGCUUGCAAGGCUUUCAGCAGAAUGGAAAUGUCCUACUUGUGGUAUUAAAAACGAGGAGAUCAUGCCAAGGUAUCCGGCUGCCGUUGAUGAGAAAGAGGGAGGGAAGGGAGGGAAUGAAGAUGUCAAGCAGUAUAUGGACAGUGGAGACACAGUGGAUUACGCAGCUGCUUGUGCUCUUAAAGCUGAGCACAUAGAGGAGGCAGGAGAUAGAGGGCUCGACUCUGAACAUUUAGAGUCCCGUCCUACUGAACCGGAACCACAAGCGGAAGCCACAGAUUUACGGGCGUCAGCCUCUCCAGAGGUUAUCUCCACGUCAGCUGUACAAACUUCACCCUCGUCCACACAAAUCACUCUUGAACCCUGUCGCACUGUCCCGCUAUGGCUCGAUCACCUCAUUGGGGGAUUCUGUAUCGCCCUUGGGCUAGCCAUCUGCAAGCGAGUCGGGACGUACAUCUUGAGCUGAGCUGUUGAAUCGGCGGCGCGUUUCCGUAUCUAUUGAUCUUCCUUAUUGUAUCUAUCACACCUUGCCACACUCUAGAUGUAGACAUAUUGUCAUGUAUUGCACCCUUUUUUGUUUGC
Cryptococcus deneoformans JEC21 is the source of this 1093-nucleotide messenger RNA. RefSeq names its product ubiquitin conjugating enzyme, putative. The coding region runs from base 84 to 977 and encodes 297 amino acids. The record is from RefSeq and is a predicted model, not a curated record. NCBI's taxonomy places the organism in Eukaryota, Fungi, Basidiomycota, Tremellomycetes, Tremellales, Cryptococcaceae. Gene Ontology annotation, molecular function: metal ion binding. The transcript is spliced from 5 exons.